AUGGGCAGGAGAAGCUGGGGCGGGGUAGAACCGAGGGUGGGAGGCAGAGUUGGGGUCUGGGGAGGGGGCGGGGAAGUCUCUGAAAAUUUGGGACUAGGAGUAGGAAAGGCAGCAGCCCAUGAGCGAGCCAAGGGGCAGACGCCAAGACUAUACCCGCCAGCCCGGCAAACGUUUCUAACCAGUGGGGCCCCGACCACGACCCGUGGAAGGUACCCACGAGAGGAGCCCUCCGGGGGCCUGGGUGAGUCAGAGAAAGUCGCCUUCAUGUGGGCACUCUGCCCGGCCCGCGCCCGGCCCGUGGGUACAUGCCAUGCCGAGGUGCGGGGGCUCAGGAAGGAGAGGCCGUUCUAA
This is a messenger RNA of Rangifer tarandus platyrhynchus (Svalbard reindeer), 351 nucleotides long. The record is from the annotation of a GenBank genome assembly. Lineage: Eukaryota; Metazoa; Chordata; Mammalia; Artiodactyla; Cervidae.